CGGGAUCGAAUGCUAAAACACAGCGCGCCAAAUCCAUCAAAAUGUUGAUAGGCUCAAGAACAAAAAGACCGAAAAAUUCUAAAUUGAUUAAAUCUGGAGCGGAACACAGACUUCAGAUUUACAAAGUCCCACCCAAAGAUACAGUAACUCUUCAGGAAUUUGAAGAAUAUGCAGUAGAGAGAUUGAAAGUUCUUAAAGCAAUUGAAAAUGCUGGCAUUCGGCACAUUCGAGGAUCAGAAGAUUACAACCAUUUGGUGGAAAAAGAGGUUAAGAAAACGAAGUUAGCCAAGAUCAUUAGGACGGAUUACUCAACUGACUGUGAGGAAUUCAGCAUAGACCACAUUUCGCAUUUUAUUUUGCGACUUGCAUAUUGCAGAUCGGAGGAUUUGAAGCGAUGGUUCUUGCAACAGGAGUUGGACUUAUUCAGGUUUAGAUUUUUGAAGGAAAAUGCAGAAGAUAAACAAAAAUUUCUCAAAGUCAACAGUUUGGAUUAUAACCCAAUUUCAGAAGAUGAGAAACAGAGAGUGCUACAAGAUCUUAUGGCGUCUGCUGGCAGAAAUUCCACCACAGCUGACACAAAUGAAUAUUUCAAAGUUCCUUUCACAGAAGUACUUGAUCUUGUGCGGGGUCGAAAGGUUUUCCUGAGUAGAGGGUUUGCCUAUGUACCGAAGGACGACAUGAUAUCCAUCCUGAUAACACACUACAGAGCGCACCUCUCGCAGCAGCUAGCUAUGACGUCUCGUGCCCUGCCUCAACUUGAGGAAGACAAUCGCCUCCUUCCCAUGUUGUCUGGCCUCAGUAAGAGGUACCUAGGGCAGGACUACAGCUCAAAGAAGUCCAACGUCGGCAAGAUUACUGCAGAGAUGAUCGACUCUCUAUCAAAGCAAUCCUUUCCCCCGUGCAUGCAGAACCUGCAUCAAUCAAUGAAGAGGGACCACCAUUUGAAGCAUGGAGGGAGGAUGCAGUAUGGACUCUUCCUGAAGGGGAUCGGCCUCUCUCUGGAGGAAGCACUCAGGUUCUGGAGAACAGAGUUCACCAAAGCCAUGGACGGAGAUAAGUUUGACAAACAGUACUCUUACAACAUCAGACAUAAUUAUGGCAAGGAGGGAAAAAGAGCAGACUACACUCCAUACAGCUGUAACAAAAUCAUCAUGUCUAAUGCUCCAGGACCAGGGGACAACCAUGGCUGUCCCUUCCGGCAUACAGAUGCCGAUCUUCUAGCUCAAAAACUCAGGCUCCAGGGAAUCAGUAAGGAUUUUACUGAUAAGAUAAUGAAGUACACAAGGGACGGACAUUACCAGAUUGCUUGUAAAUAUUACUUUGAUGCCACCCACUCUGGAGUGGAGGAACCGGAUGUCAACAUCAACCAUCCUAACCAGUACUUUGACGAGAGUCAACACUUCUAUUCAGGCAAAAAAGAAGCUAAGCUUCCAAACACACCAGCAAGAACAGGAAGUCAAAGGUCAAGUCAGAACACGCCAAGGUCACAGCUCUCCCAGAAUUCCCAGCCAACAUCCCAAAACACAACAGUAGAUGAUGAAAUGAUGGAUGAUGAUCUAUGUAUGGCUGCCAUGGAAACAGCAUAAACUUUGACUUUUGGAUAGAGCAUGAAAGCAUAUUUCUUUUUAUUUAUUCCUAAUAAAAAUGUGUACAUUGAAAUAA
Molecule: messenger RNA, 1662 nt
Organism: Magallana angulata
Lineage: Eukaryota; Metazoa; Mollusca; Bivalvia; Ostreida; Ostreidae
Product: DNA primase large subunit-like
Exons: 12
Coding region: 42-1586 (514 amino acids)
Biological process (GO): DNA replication, synthesis of primer
Cellular component (GO): alpha DNA polymerase:primase complex
Source: RefSeq, a predicted model, not a curated record